CAACAAAACAAGGUAUCGGUUGUAAAUUUUAUCAUUUAGAUCGAAAUUACCAAUUUUUUGCAGGAGAAACAUUGCAAAAGAGAACAUCAUAACCUCAAGAUUGGAAGGACGCGCACAUUUCGUCUGAUACAAAAUGUCUGGAAUACUUUUCGAAGAUAUCUUCAACGUUAAAGACAUGGAUCCCGAGGGGAAAAAGUUUGAUCGAGUCAGUCGACUGCACUGUGAAUCAGAAUCGUUCAAAAUGGAUCUUAUAUUGGACAUCAAUUCUUGGAUUUAUCCAUUUGAAUUGGGAGACAAAUUUCGGCUGGUUCUAGCGACUACACUGCACGAAGACGGCACUGCUGCAAGCAUGGAGUACAAUGCAGCAGAAAUAGAGGGAUCGCGGGCUGACAGUUUCGAAUACGUAAUGUUCGGGAAAGUAUACAGGAUCGAAGGGGAUGACUCGCAGACGGAAUCCUCCAACAGGUUGUCCGCCUACGUUUCGUUCGGGGGUCUAUUAAUGCGGUUACAAGGAGAUGCCAACAAUCUUCAUGGUUUCGAGAUCGAUCAGUACAUGUUUCUGCUGAUGAAGAAGCUCGCGUUUUAGGUUGCUUUCGUGCCUAUUGUUUUCAUAUGAUUGUGUCGAAUAAACUGUACAUUCUUCUACCUUCAACAUGUAAUAAGGUGUCCAUUAUUGGCGUAAAACCUUCGACAACCGAAUCCAUAAGUAAAUGUUUAGCGCUACACUUGUCAACAUGAGCAGAGCGACCAGUAGCGAAGAAAUUACGCUGUGAAAACAAUUAGAUGGGGACAAUUUAUACAAUGUAGGAAUAGCAAUAGCCUUACCAUAGCCAAGAAACACUUCGAAUUUCGUAGCUUUGAGAAGAAUCCAUCUGAAACUAUGUUGCAGCUUUUCCGUUUGCAAGGCAUACUAUGAAUCAGCGUGAGUGUCUUUUUACAACAACUUCAUCUCGAUUAAAGAAGCGAUCAUCGUCAGCUGCAUUAAACAUGUAACUCGGUACCAUUUAAAU
Molecule: messenger RNA, 1010 nt
Organism: Anopheles moucheti
Lineage: Eukaryota; Metazoa; Arthropoda; Insecta; Diptera; Culicidae
Gene: Rpb8
Product: DNA-directed RNA polymerases I, II, and III subunit RPABC3
Exons: 3
Coding region: 134-586 (150 amino acids)
Biological process (GO): DNA-templated transcription
Cellular component (GO): RNA polymerase I complex; RNA polymerase III complex; RNA polymerase II, core complex
Molecular function (GO): DNA-directed RNA polymerase activity
Source: RefSeq, a predicted model, not a curated record